Messenger RNA from Vigna unguiculata (cowpea), 882 nucleotides. It is a transcript of the gene KDR, whose product is annotated as basic helix-loop-helix (bHLH) DNA-binding superfamily protein. The record is from RefSeq and is a predicted model, not a curated record. Lineage: Eukaryota; Viridiplantae; Streptophyta; Magnoliopsida; Fabales; Fabaceae. Gene Ontology annotation, molecular function: protein dimerization activity. Gene Ontology annotation, biological process: regulation of growth; regulation of DNA-templated transcription.
UUCCUUCAACCAUCUUAAUUAAUCUAUAAAAACCAUUUUUUUUUUCUUCUUUCAUUCUUCUUAAAUAUAUUCAUUCAUUCCCUCUCCUUUUCCUUCUACCUCCAUACUUUCAGAUAACUUUCUUUACUUCUCUCAUUCUCCUCUGACAACCCCAUUUCCUCUCCUUCACCUUCUUCUCUCUUCUCUCUUCUCUCUUCUCAUUUCUUUCUUUCUUCUUCCACUUUCCUUAAACCUCGCUAAUUAACACCAAAUAACAUUCAUUUCUGACACAACCUCAUUCCAUUAAUUCACAAUGUCCUCCAGAAGAUCUCGUUCCAGACAAUCCGGUGCUUCCGCUGAGAUCACGGAUGCGCAAAUCACCGAUCUCGUUUCCAAGUUGCAACAACUUAUCCCCGAGCUUCGCGCCAGGCUCUCCGACAAGGUUUCGGCUGCGAAGGUAUUGCAGGAGACAUGCAACUAUAUAAAGAACUUGCACAGAGAGGUUGACGAUCUAAGCGAUCGAUUAUCAGAGCUUCUGGCUAACACAGACUCCAACAGUGCUCAAGCAGCCAUUAUUAGGAGCUUACUUAUGUAGUAGUCUAGUCUAGAGCAUUUAUUUGUGUCGUGUGCAUGUCCAUGUCUCUCUCACUCUCUCACUCUCUCUUCUUCUGGGUAGGGUUUGGUUUGUACUUUCUAGACACCAACGCCAAACACUACUACCAUCGGAUCCAUGUGAAGCAGUUGUUCAUUAGUUUUAAUUAUGUCGCGCUUUCUAGUAGUAACCAGCUUCUGUGGCUGUAAAUAAAAUGGACUACAUCAUGAGUUCUAAUUAUUUUGCCAUUGUAUCAGAUAUGAAAUAUGAAAUAUGAAAUGAAACACAUAACUUUUGUUUCGCGGCGCAAA